Messenger RNA from Lingula anatina, 600 nucleotides. RefSeq lists its product as uncharacterized. The record is from RefSeq and is a predicted model, not a curated record. Gene Ontology annotation, biological process: actin filament organization. Gene Ontology annotation, cellular component: actin cytoskeleton. Lineage: Eukaryota; Metazoa; Brachiopoda; Lingulata; Lingulida; Lingulidae. Gene Ontology annotation, molecular function: actin filament binding.
AUGAAGCUGGAGAAACAAGAUCAGAAUUCCCAAGGAGAGCUCUGGCUACAGACUGGCACCAAUAAGUUCGACUCUCAGAAGGGUAUGACCGCCAUGGGCGCAAUCCGCCACGUGUCUGACAUGACAAAGAACCAACCGGAACAGGACAAAGAUGGCGCUAAUGUCAUUAGCACGCAGAUGGGAACAAACCAGUAUGCCUCCCAAAAAGGUAUGUCUGCCAUGGGUGGAAUCCGCCACGUGUCUGACAUGAAGGUAGAUGAGGCAUCGGCUGAAGGAAAGGCGACCAUCAACCUCCAGUGCGGAACAAACAAAUUCGAUUCUCAGAAAGGAAUGACCAUGUUUGGCACCCCUCGUCCAGUGAAGGAAGUCAAUCUCCUGGAACCGGACCAGGAGGCAAUGAGCGCCCCUUCUCUCCAACUCGGUACAAACAAGUACGACUCCCAGAAGGGGAUGACCGCCAUGGGCGCCAACCGCUGGAUCAUGAAGGCCGGCAUGCCCGUCCAGGACCAGAGCAGUCAAGGUGUCACCAGCUUACAGUACGAAGAGAGAACGGAUGAGGAAAACAAGGGCAUAGUCUUCGGCCGUUAUAGGCACAUUUAA